UGCAUUCGGACUUCGUCCUCCGUUGAGUUCAGACGUAUGGUAUACUUAAAUAAUUGUUUAAAAAAAUAACAAAUCGUAUUAAUCAUAAAACUGUGAUACUUUAUAAACCAUGAAGUGGUUUCUGUUGUUUUUGGUAACCCUUGGCAUAGGUUUAGCAAAGGCUAGCUCCAACUAUAACCAUUAUCGCCUGCCAACUGCCCUUCGACCCCAGAAGUAUGACUUAAGCAUCUUAACGCGUCUGGAAAAUCCAAAGGAUCUCCGAUUCAGUGGCAGUGUGAGAAUCGUAAUUAAAGCCCUGCAGAACACCAAGAAUAUAACACUUCACUCGAGGGAUCUGGCGAUCGAUGAGUCCCAGAUAACUCUUCGUCAACUCAGCGGAGAGAGAAACUCUGAUAACUGUGUGAACUCCACCGAGGUGAAUCCCACCCACGACUUCUAUAUUCUCAACACCUGCCAAGAACUCUUAGCUGGCCAUGCCUAUGAGCUGAAUUUGAUCUUUUCCGCCAAACUAAACCGACAACUGGAGGGAUAUUACAGAAGCUCCUACUUGGAUCCUGAAGCAAAUGAGACGAGAUGGAUUUCCAUUACCCAAUUUGAACCAGCUUCGGCUCGAUUGGCAUUCCCCUGCUUCGAUGAGCCCGGCUAUAAGGCACCAUUCGUGAUCACAUUGGGAUAUCACAAGAAGUUCACAGGUCUCAGCAAUAUGCCCGCCAAGGAAACAAAGCCACAUGAAUACCUGACGGAAUACAUUUGGACGGAAUUCCAAGAGUCAUUGCCAAUGCCCACUUACCUGGUUGCAUAUUCCGUUAACGAUUUCUCCCACAAGCCUUCUACUCUGCCAAAUGGCCCUGUUUUCAGGACCUGGGCUAGGCCCAAUGCCAUCGAUCAGUGUGACUAUGCCGCAGAGUUUGGACCCAAAGUACUUCAAUAUUACGAACAGUUGUUCGGCAUUAGGUUUCCGCUUCCUAAGGUCGAUCAGAUAGCAGUUCCAGACUUUAACGCUGGUGCUAUGGAGAAUUGGGGUCUGGUAACGUACAGAGAGACUGCACUCCUGUACUCCGAUGCGGUUUCCUCGCUGGAGGACAAACAACACCUAUCCAACGUAGUAGCUCAUGAGUUGGCACACCAGUGGUUUGGCAACUUAGUGACUAUGAAGUGGUGGACUGAUCUCUGGCUGAACGAGGGAUUCGCCACUUAUGUGGCCAGCCUGGGCGUGGAAAACAUUCAUUCAGAGUGGCGUUCCAUGCAGCUAGAGUCGUUGUCCAACCUGCUAACUAUUUUUCGAAAGGACUCCUUGGAAAGCAGUCAUCCCAUUUCGAGACCAAUAGAAAUGGUUUCACAGGUAUUUGAGAGCUUUGAUGCAAUUUCUUAUGAGAAAGGAUCAUCUGUGCUUCGCAUGAUGCACUUGUUCCUGGGGGAGGAAUCUUUCCGCUCCGGUUUGAAAUCCUAUCUAGAAAGGUAUGCUUAUAAGAACGCCGAACAGGAUAAUCUGUGGGAGUCACUUACCCAAGAUGCCCACAAAAAUGGAGCUCUGCCAAAGAACUUUGACAUCAAGACCAUCAUGGACUCGUGGACUCUGCAAACCGGCUACCCAGUGAUCACUGUAACGCGUGACUAUACGACCAGGACGGCGAAUCUUAGUCAGGAGCGCUACCUCCUCAAUACUGAUAUUUCUAGGGUACACCGCGGCGGAUGUUGGUGGGUGCCACUGAGCUACACCACCCAGCAGGAGAAGGAUUUCAACAACACGUUUCCCAAGGCGUGGAUGGAGUGCAGCCAGUCGGGCGAAAGCCUUCCGACGACUAUUCAGGAUCUGCCUGAUCCCAAUCAUUGGGUGAUCUUUAACAACCAGCUAUCGUCGCCUUACAAGGUCAACUACGAUGCCCAGAACUGGAAGCUUUUGAUAGAGACUUUGAACAGCGAGCAGUUCCAGAGCAUCCAUGUGGUCAAUAGGGCCCAGCUUGUAGACGAUGUCCUGUAUUUCGCCUGGACUGGUGAGCAGGAUUACGAGAUCGCGUUGCGAGUGAUCAACUAUCUGCAAGGAGAGAGGCAGCUCCUACCUUGGAGAUCGGCCUUCGACCAUUUAACGCAUUUGGGUCGCAUUAUUCGGCCAACACCUAACUUUCAGUUUUUCAAGCGCUUCAUAAAGAAACUGAUCGCCCCGAUUUACGAGGAUAUGAACGGCAUUAACGACACAUAUACAUCGAUCCAAAAGCAGGAUGACAUUCUGCUGAAGACGACGGUGGCGACUUGGGCAUGCAGCUACCAUGUGUCCGAUUGUGUGGCCCAGGCUUUGGCCUACUUCCGCAACUGGCGAUCGGAGGCCAAUCCUGACGAGAAAAACCCGGUGCCCAUUGAUGUUCGAAGCCCUGUUUAUUGCGCCGCAAUUAAACAUGGAUCCGAUGGGGAUUGGGAGUUUCUGUAUGAGCGGUACCUGAAGUCGAAUGUGGCUUCCGAAAAGCUGACCAUUAUGGAUGCUCUGGCUUGUUCGCGGGAGGUGUGGCUGCUGCAGCGAUCUCUGGAGAUGGUCUUCGACCCAAGGGCGGACGUUCGGAAGCACGAUUCGGCGUGGGCAUUCCAGUCGGUGGCCUACAACGAGGUAGGCUUCCUGCUGGCCAAGAAGUACUUCAUGGACAACGUCGACACUAUCUACAAGUUCUAUUAUCCUUUAUCCAAGACCAUGUCGCGACUUUUGCCGCCACUCUACGAACAGGUCUCCAAUCGCAGAGAAUACAAUGAGUUCAAGGACUUUGUUGCCAGUUCGCAGGAGUCACUGAAGGGAAUGGAUCAGGCUAUCCAACAGACCCUGGAGAUAAUGCUCACCAAUGUGCAGUGGAAGGAACGAAACUAUCAUUCAUUCACAGGUGCCAUCAAACAAAUAUUAAAAGUUCCUGUUCGUCAGUAA
Drosophila gunungcola (fruit fly) is the source of this 2905-nucleotide messenger RNA. RefSeq names its product aminopeptidase Ey-like. The record is from RefSeq and is a predicted model, not a curated record. Gene Ontology annotation, molecular function: zinc ion binding; peptide binding; metalloaminopeptidase activity. Gene Ontology annotation, biological process: proteolysis; peptide catabolic process. The coding region runs from base 110 to 2905 and encodes 931 amino acids. The transcript has 7 exons. Lineage: Eukaryota; Metazoa; Arthropoda; Insecta; Diptera; Drosophilidae. Gene Ontology annotation, cellular component: cytoplasm.